This is a messenger RNA of Chaetomium fimeti, 3876 nucleotides long. RefSeq lists its product as uncharacterized. The transcript is spliced from 4 exons. Gene Ontology annotation, molecular function: protein binding. NCBI's taxonomy places the organism in Eukaryota, Fungi, Ascomycota, Sordariomycetes, Sordariales, Chaetomiaceae. The record is from RefSeq and is a predicted model, not a curated record. The coding region runs from base 168 to 3827 and encodes 1219 amino acids.
AUCAUCAACCCGCCGUAAUCACCCCCUGACGAACACCCACCGCCUCGAGGUUCCAGCAACGUUUGCUCGACGUCCAUACAGCUACGGCACUCGCAAGAACACUCUCCGUCCGCAUGCCUUGUAGAAUAAAGUCACCGUAGUGCGAGUUGGCUUUCCAACAAGGCAACAUGCCCGACCCAGUAAAGGCCGCCCGUUACCUCCAACAGCUCGACGACGCCCGCUGCGAUGAGAAUUGGGAUGCCGUGCCCGAGUUAAUCCGCAAGGUGCGGAAGCACGCCCCGGACCGGUCCUGCCUCACCCUGACCGCCGAAAUCGAACACGCCAUCGCCAAAGCGAACCCCAAACCGACACCUUCCGACCGAGCCACCUCCGCCGACAGCACCGCCCACUCGUCCACAGGGGCCACCACCCCGGCCGGCCUCGAAGCAGCCAACCACCUCCCCACCCUCCUCACCGCAAUCGACGCCGAGUCCCACCGCCCCGAAGACCGCUUCCAAGCGCGCGUCUGCGCGGGCUGGCUGCUCUGGGUGCUGCGCGAGUACCCAGCCGCACUCGCCCGCCUCCCACGCACACUCCUCGACCACGAACCCUCGGCGGAAGAAGGCGGCGACAACAACAACACCGCCAACGAAGACGGCCUGCCCGGCGGCGGCAGCGGCCUAUCAGAAUGGACCAAAGUCUGCGGCCUCAAAGCCGCCUACCUACGAGCAAACUGCCUGGCGCGGGACGGGCAGCGCGAGGGCGCCCUCGACGCCUUCGAGGCCGCGCUGCCCGCGCUGGCCGCCGUGUGGGCGGCGGGGCCCGCCGACGCCCGCCAGCAGACCCGCUACUGGGCCGAGCUGUUCCUGACCGAGUACUGCAUGCUCGCCGCCCAGGCGCUGCGCGACGGCGUGCGCUCGCUGCGCGGGCCGGACUCGUUGGGCUGUUUUCGGACGUGGGCGCGGUAUUGGUCCGCCGUGGGGAAGGGCGGGCCUGUUCCGGGGGGUUAUGGGUUCCGUGGGUCGGUGCCGCGGCGUCAGGUGUGGGGGGAGUAUUAUUUUGCGGUGUCGGAGGUGCUGCAGGGGGAUUUGCCGUUCCCGACGGGGUAUUCGGUUGUGGUGAGCGGUGGGGAGAAUUCGGCAAGGAGUCGGCUGCGGGCGGAGCUGAAGCAGGUCGAGGCGGCUUAUCAGGGGCUGUUGUUCGGCGAGACGCGGUUCCCCAAGGCGGACGAGGAGCGGUUGGAGGUGGAGGAGUUUGUGCGGCGGAUGAUGCGGAACUGGGAGAUCUUGAACGGGAGGGGGUGGAAGGAGCAUGAGUUGGGUGCUGGGGGGAGGGAAGCGCUGUGUCGGAACACGCUGGAGAGCCUGUAUGGCGCCGCGGCGAAGACGUACCACUCGACGGCGAUCUUGAGGCACCUGUUCACCGUCCACCUCGCCGUGGCCGAGUUUGACCUGGCUUUCAUGGCGUUUGACUCGUGGCUUGAGCUGGUUAAGAAGGGCAAGGCGCGCGUGCAAAAGACGGGCCACCGCGAGCCUGCCCUGGACGACAACGCGACCGUGUUGGAGACCAUCUCGACUGGCAUCGCAGCUCUGUGCCGGUUUGGCAGCAGGGAGGCGGCCGAAAAGGCACACAAACUGGCGGAGGAGCUCGAGGAUAUUGUUGAAGAAGAGGAGGGCCGUGAUUCGGACACCACCGAUCCAGACGACGAGGUGCCGCCGAACAUUCUGGCCGUGGCGUGGCAGUCGGUCGGGUUGGCUCAGGCCGAGUGGGCGCGCAUGACGUACGACUCUGAGGUUCGCACCACGAUCCAGGAGAAGGCGAUUCAAUGCCUCGGAAGGUCACUGUCGCCCCGCUUCGGCCAAGCUGUCGACGCGCGGGGUGUGUUUGCCCUGGGAGUGUUGUUCGCCGAGCAGCGCAAGCUGUCGGCGUCCAUUGAGCUGGUCAAGACGGCGCUUCUUACCGAAAAGUCCCUUAGCACAAGCCAGGAGCUGCGCCUGGGGCCAUAUUGGCGGGAACGGUCGCUUAUUCCCCUCUGGCAUCUUCUGGCACUCAUGCUCAGUGCUCGACAGGAGUAUGUCAUGGCCGCCAGGGCUUGCGAGGGCGCUAUCGAACAGUUCAAGGAUCCGAACGUACUGUUUGGGAGUAGACAUCUGGACAGUGGCGUCCGGAGCGAGCACCUGAAAGAGGCCGGGUUCAAAGACAAGUCGGGAGAUGGGAUCGUGGAUGAGAUGGACGACUACGAGAAGGAGAGCAUUCUGCAGAUCAAGAUGACGCAGCUCGCCAUCCUCGAGGUGAUUGAAGGCCCUGCCGUCGCUGUCAAUGCUAGCACGGAGCUGCUCACUCUAUUCCCGCGGCUGUUUGGCGAUUUGGAACAGAAGGUCGAGCUUUCCAAAGCCGAGCCGCCAAAGACAGCUGCCACGCUACGCAGCUUCAGGGGAAGCGUCUUCGGUAGCAGGUCGGAAAAGACCCAUCCGAGGCAGAGCGUCGUGAACAACAACGAGAAACUGGCGACGAUACCCUCCCGACCGCAGACCACACAGACAACCCAAAGCAUCGCAACCACGGUCCAAUCAUCUAACGACGCAGCUGAUCCAUACUCGAGCCGCAGGUCGACCAAGUCGGCCAAGUCGGAUGACAUCAAGCGGACCCGCAAUAGUCUGCGCAAACGCGACCGGAGCGGCAGUCGGCGUCGCGCGCUCAGCACAGGUGGGCCGCCGGUGCCCCCUAUCGACGGCGACAAAUAUUUUGCCGCCUUCGACGAGCGGGGCCUGCCAAAUUACUUCCCCCCCAAGCAAACGGUCGAGCCCCCGAGGGAAACAUCCGGCAGGUCAUCAUCCCGCUCGAGGACAGAGGUGGCGGCUGGGCAGGUGGCUCCGGCGUUCUCGCCCUUGCUCCCGUUUGUCCAAUUCUCGCCCGACCAUAACCGGCGGCGGAGGAAGGCGAUCCUGGUGAAGGUGUGGCUGGUGAUUGCGGGCUUCUAUCGCCGGGCCGGGCUCCUCGAUGACGCAAGCAAAGCGGCUGCUGAGGCGCAGGGAGUUGCGCAGAGCCUCGAGGCGGACGUGGUGAACGAGACUUCGGAGGCGCUGUUGGUGCGGCAGGUUGGCUGGGGGAUGGAGAAGAGUGCCGAGGAGGUUCUCGCGGAUGUUUGGGCCGAGAAAGGAAACCUCUCCCUUGCGCGCGAGCGGCCAUACCAGGCGCGCGCCGACUUUGAGACGGCGCUGACGCACUUCCCCGACCACCCGGGCGCCAUUGUCGGGCUGUCCAACAUCCUCUUGGAUAUCUACACAGAAACCCUGCUCCCACCGCCAGCGGUGCCGGGGCUGGACCUCAACAAGCUCUCUCUCGGAGAGGAUAGCAUUUUCACCUCCGCACCCGACCCAACCCCCUCCCUCCCAGCGCACAACAGCAAGGAGACCACCCCCACAUUGCCAUCCGCGCCCCUCGGCCUCGGACCAACGCGGCCCAAACCAAACCCCCAACCAGCCGCCGCCGCCGCGGUCCUCGUCAACGGACGCCCGCUCUCCCCUACACCCGCGACAACAACAACAACAACAACAACGACAUCAUCAUCCCUCCUCGGCGCGCCGCUGCCGCCGCCGCACAAGGCCACCUCCCUACCGCUGAACGACCGGCUGGCGGCGCGCGACCGCGCCUACGGCCUGCUCGCGGGCCUGACCAAGCUGGGCAGCGGGUGGAACUGCUCCGAGGCGUGGUUCGCGCUGGCGCGCGCGUACGAGGAGAGCGGCCAGGCGGACAAGGCGCGGAGUGCGCUGUGGUGGUGUGUCGAGCUGGAGGAUGGGCGUGGGGUGAGGGAGUGGGAGGUGGUGGGGGGUGGGUAUGUGCUGUAGUGUGGUGGACUUGGUGUGUGGGGGUGGUGGUGGUUGUGAGGGUGCGGAG